CCAUGGUGUGUUGCAGAAAGUAGCCACCAGCCAGUCAGAGUUGCCACGUCGCAGACCAGCAGACAGUUUCGUUCAAGCUGUUAUACCUCUCAGUCAGCCGGAGGCUAGAGACAAGUAUCUGUUUUACAAUAAUUCCAUUCGAUUCGGAAGACUCCUGGAGGACUUUGACUCCUUGGGAGGAUAUAUCUGCUAUAACCACAACAAAAAUCCAGCUCUCGGAGAAGAUCAGAAAUCUCCUUAUGCGUUUGUUACUGCUUUAGUAGACAGAAUAGAAAAUUCAUCAUCCUCACCCCGGCUGUCACCGCUUAAAGACAUUUUUAUGAGUGGUCAGGUCACUUGGGUUGGCAGGUCUUCAAUGGAGUGUACCAUGCGUAUGGAGCAGGAGGUCGAUGGAGUAAUGCAGCAGGUGAUUACAGCAAAAUUUUUAUUUGUGGCACGAAACCCACAGACCAACAAAGCAGCUAUCGUGAACCCACUUGAUCCAGUAACCCCAGAGGAAAUUGAAGCUUUCAGGAUUGGAGAAGAAAAUAAGACAAUCAGACAGCUCGAGGGAAGUAAGUCUCUACUAAAAACAAUACCAACUGAGGAAGAGAGAUUGGUCAUUCAUGAUAUCUUUUUGUCAACUGUAGAUCAGAAAUCUGGAACACUGAGGGUGCGAGUGAAACCAGACAAUUCUGUGUGGAUGGAUGAAAGCCGUUUGAAAACACUGAUUAUAUGCCAUCCAGAGGACCGAAACUUGUAUAACAAAAUAUUUGGAGGGUUCUUGAUGAUGAAAGCUUAUGAACUGGCAUGGACAAAUGUGUCCCUCUACACGAAAACCAGACCAGGGACCUGCAAAUGUGUCGAUGACAUUGUUUUCAAGAAACCAGUGGAAGUGGGUUCGCUGCUAUUUUUUUCAUCACAG
This is a messenger RNA of Candidula unifasciata, 904 nucleotides long. The record is from the annotation of a GenBank genome assembly. Lineage: Eukaryota; Metazoa; Mollusca; Gastropoda; Stylommatophora; Geomitridae.